AUGGUAAGCCGUUCUUCUUUAUUCUUCGACAAGUGUUUUUACAACAAAAAGAAUCACGUUGCCGUAUAUCAACAGGUGGUCAAACAUUCUCGCGAAGUUUCAAUUGUGGCUAGAAUUUAUGUGGUGAGAGGCAUAAAUUUACGAUCUAGAGACGUAAAUAGCGAUUCAGAUGCAUAUAUUUGUAUUGAAUUUGGAAAAACGAAAAUUAUCGAUCGGGACAAUUUUGUAAAGAACCAGGUCAAUCCGUAUUUUGGGAGAUGUUUCGAAGUUAAGGGGUUCAUUCCUCAGGAUCACAUCCUCAAAGUCUCUCUCCGGGAUCGGGAUUUUAGUGAAUGUACUGAUGAUUUGAUUGGAGAAACACUUAUUGAUCUCGAAGAUCGACUGUUUACCAAACAUAGAGCAUUUUUUGGACUUGCUGAAGAGUACAAUAUGUUUGGGUAUAACAUGUGGAGAUAUUCGAAGACACCACUGAAAAUUUUACUUGAUCUCUGUGAGGAAUAUAACUUACCCGAGCCAAGAUUUACUGAAAAUUCUAUAUGGAUUGGAGAGAGAGAAUAUACUGAUUCGACUAGGCUAUCCUUGUCUGAAAACCUUCAUGAACGCUUGGCUCUAUCGGUUUUGAAGCAAUUUGAUCAGGUGAUUGAGGGUGUUCAAUUUGUUCCGGAACAUGUUGAAACAAGGUAUCUGUUCCGAAAAGAUCGACCAGGGAUUACGCAAGGGAAACUCCAACUUUGGGUGGAAAUUUAUGAGAGUGACUGUAUCCCUCCUGCAAUUGAUAUUAGUCCUGAAGUUCCCGAAAAGUACGAACUGCGAGUAAUAGUUUGGAAUACAGUGGAUGUUGCUAUGAAAGAUACAACAAUCCUGCGAACUAAAAUGAGCGAUAUAUAUGUUAAAUGUUGGCUCAUGAAUUGCGAUAGGGAUUCCCAGAAGACUGAUGUUCAUUAUCGUUCAUUAAAUGGUGAAGGAAAAUUUAAUUGGAGAAUGAUUUUUCCCUUUCACUAUUUGGUAUCUGAGAAGAAGAUAGUCACAACAAAGAAGCGGCGUUUCUAUGAGAAAUUCGAUACAAUCGUGAAGAGCCCACCUCUGCUCAAUGUUCAAAUUUGGGAUAAUGAUACGCUAUCGGCAGAUGAUUUUAUAGGAGCCACAGCAAUUAAUUUGAAUCAUCUCAAUGUCCCACCAUCUCUAGCCAAAAAUUGCUCUCUAAAUCCUCAGAUGGAAUACAUCAGUCUGUUCGGCAGCAAAUCAAUAAGAGGAUGGUUUCCCACUCAGGGUAACUAUGGCAAAAAUGAAUUGACUGGAAAAGUUGAGUUGGAAUUGGAGCUUUUGACGGCAGCAGAGGCAUUGAUAAAGCCCGUUGGAAAACAACGAAAAGGACCAGAACCCCUAAAAGACCCAAGUCGACCCGACAUCUCAUUCCAAUGGUACAAGUCACCAUGGAGAACUCUUCAGCAUAUUCUCCUUCCGAGUAUCUUGGGCAAGUGUCCGGUUCAAUGGAUGUAUGUGGCGGGAGGAUUUGUUUUGCUGCUCAUCAUUGUGAUUUGGAUACUGUGAGUAUAUAAAUGAGAGCGUUUGAAUA
Phlebotomus papatasi is the source of this 1576-nucleotide messenger RNA. RefSeq names its product fer-1-like protein 6. The record is from RefSeq and is a predicted model, not a curated record. The coding region runs from base 1 to 1551 and encodes 516 amino acids. Gene Ontology annotation, biological process: plasma membrane organization. NCBI's taxonomy places the organism in Eukaryota, Metazoa, Arthropoda, Insecta, Diptera, Psychodidae. The transcript has 7 exons.